AUAUGAUGCGACUGCUAAAAGAUGAGGUCUGUCUAUCUAUCCAUCUCUGUAUGAGGUCGGCGACUCUUAACCUUCGGGCACACAGAAAUGGAGAGCUCAUCGAAGCUGGCACAGGACUACACCCGGGAUGGCUCGGUGGAUCUCAAAGGCAACCCUGUGUCGAGGUCUCAGAGAGGUGGAUGGUUUGCUUGCUACUUCAUCGUCGUGUACGACGCUGUGGAGAGGAUGGCGUACCAGGGGAUAUCAUCCAACCUGGUACUGUACCUUACCAGGAAUCUGCACCAAGGCACGCUGACCGCCGCCAACAAUGUCACGUACUGGGUGGGAACUGGAUACUUGAUGCCCGUUCUGGGCGCUUAUGUCGCGGACGCACAUCUCGGACGAUACUGGACCUUCGUCCUCUCCUCGGCCAUCUAUUUCCUGGGAAUGUGCCUGCUAACGUUGGCCGUCUCCUUGCCAUCGUUAAGACCGCCUCCUUGCACUCACCAGGGCGACGCUCCCAAGUGUUCGCCGGCCUCGGUGCUGCAGGUGGGUGUCUUCCUCGAUGCACUCUACGUGGUCGCAUUUGGAUCUGGAGGAACCAAGCCCAACAUCUCCACCAUCGGCGCCGACCAGUUCGAUGAAUUCGACCCCCGGGAGAGGGCUCACAAGAUCUCCUUCUUCAACUGGUGGUUCUUCAGCUCCUUCCUCGGAACCCUCUUCGCAGGCAUCGUCUUGGUGUUCAUCCAGGACAACGUGGGCUGGCCCUUGGGAUAUGGAAUCCCCACCAUCGCCCUCCUCCUCUCCGUCUCCAUCUUCUUGUCCGGCACUCGUUUCUACCGGCAUAAGGUUCCUCAGGGCAGCCCGCUCACCAGGAUGGCAAGAGUCAUCGUGGCCGCCAUCAGAAAAUGGAAUCUCCCCCUCCCCAAGAGUGCAGCAGAGCUCCAUGAACUGGAUCCCGAGGAGUACAUGAGGAAGGGACAGUUUAGGAUCCUUCCUUCGGAUUCCUUGAGGCUUCUCAACAAAGCAGCGGUGAGAGUUGGCUCAACGUCGACGCCAUGGAUGCUGACCACUGUCACCGAAGUCGAGGAAACCAAACAGAUGCUGCGGAUGAUCCCGAUUUGGGUCGCGUGCUUCGUUCCAUCCACCGUAGUCGCCCAGGUGAACACUCUGUUCGUGAAGCAGGGCACCACCCUGGACCGCCGAAUCAAUGUAGGUCGUCACCAUCUCCAAAUCCCUCCUGCCACCCUCGUGUCGUUCGUGACCGUCUCCAUGCUCGUAUCCGUCGUCGUCUACGACCGCUACUUCGUCAAGAUCAUGAGGAGUUGGACCAACAACCCCAGAGGAAUAACUCUGCUUCAGCGAAUCGGAACGGGCUUCCUCCUCCACAUCAUCACCAUGUUGGUCGCGUCUCUCACCGAGAGCAGACAACUACGGGCGGCCAGAGACGACGUUCGGCUCACCAUCUUCGGACUGAUUCCUCAGUUCGUUCUCAUGGGAGUAGCUGAUUGUUUCAUGGUGGUGGGGAUGGUGGAGUUCUUCUACAGCCAAGCGCCUGAGAGCAUGAAGAGUUUGGGGACUUCCUACUCGUUUGCCACCUAUGGCGUCGGCAACAUUCUCAGCAGCCUUCUGCUCAUGGCCGUCUCUGACAUUACCAAGAGGAAUGGCAGGGAGGGAUGGAUCUCGAACAACCUCAAUUCAUCGCAUCUGGAUUACUACUAUGCAUUGCUGGGAGUCCUCGGUUUCAUCAACUUCGUCUUCUUCGUCUACGUCAGUAGGGCGUACGUGUACAAGGCCGAGGUGUACGAACAACAGGUGGAGGCAUCGACGGAGGAGCAUCGUGCAGCAUGAAGACUCCACCGUGCAUGUCAAGAGUCGGCUACCGUCGUGUACACAAAGCAGGAAUGAAUAGGAAGAUUAAUCAAUGGACACGU
Molecule: messenger RNA, 1913 nt
Organism: Musa acuminata subsp. malaccensis (wild Malaysian banana)
Lineage: Eukaryota; Viridiplantae; Streptophyta; Magnoliopsida; Zingiberales; Musaceae
Source: RefSeq, a predicted model, not a curated record